GGUUUGCGGGACUGGGGUGUGCUGAUGGGGCGGGGAUUGAUCCCUCCUCCCCUUGAGCCUGUUUGAGUCUGCGUGCUGAUGGGACUGUAUUUGUAUGAGUAUCACGGACACACAGACGAGUGUUACGGUUAAUGACAGUUUCCCCCCCUUGCAUUCCAUUGCGAGCUAAAUCGAUCCUAACGGCUGAAGAAACCCUCCGACGCCCUAUCCAACCGUCGAUGCAUGUGACGUCCAUGCCCUCGUGAACCCAGUCAGCGCAUGGGAGCCAGCGGCUCGAAGACCUCUCGACGAGUCAAAGGAGGAGGGAAGAGAGUCGCCUCCGAACUGUGCCCCGGUCCAUGGCCGCGCAGGAAAUCAUCCAGCAAGCAGGCGGCCAAAGGACACAGCAAGGGAGGUCGACGCAGGAGCCGCUCCACUGAUCCUGACAAGCCGUCCUCGGAGCGGAACAAGGGCCACUCCCCCCCGUCUGCCUCCACGGGCAGCCCCUUGCCCCGAGCCGACGAUGACAUCUCGCCCUCUUCCGCAUCCAACCAGGCCGCCCCGACAAGCAUGCCCGUCACGAGUACGGGGGAGCCCCCCGCAUCCCAAUCAGACGGCGGCGGCACGGAUGAAGGGCCAGGCCCUGAGCCGGUGCUCACGACCCCUCCCCUCUACCCCCUCACGCCCCGCGCCGCCAAGUCGCCGUCCAACACGAUGAUCCGGCUGGAGUACAGAGACCUGCUCAAAGACCUGCGGGGCACUUUCAGCGAGCUGAAGCGGCAGUGCGGCGAAUGGUGGUUCCGUCUCAAGGAGGAGCUGGACCUGCAGACGGCCGUUUGGCAGAGUGAGGGAGGGGAGGGCGACGGCAAGGAGGGGAGGGAGACCAUCCAGAAGGUCAUCAUCGAGGCGGCGCAGAGCGGCGCCAUGUACCAGCUGCUGACUGCGCUGGAGGAGGGCAGGGACAAGGGUGUCGACAUCAUGGGCUCCCUCAGGGAGACGGCCGAGGCGCUCUCGCGCACGGAGGAGUCGCUGGUGGUGCACCAGGAGCUGCUCAUGGCCAUUGCACAAGCUGAUCGGGUGCAGCUCGAUAUGUGGAUCGAACACGCAGCGGCUAUCAACAUGAAGGUGAGCGACAAUCCCUCCCUCUAUGGACGCCACAUACACAGCACAUGCGCAAUAUCGAACCUCUCUUUGUCCGUGGUGUCUUGCAGCUGGACCCUCGGGUGUUCGAUCUCGCCGAUCGCCUUCACGCCGAGGAGACCGAAGCGCUCAACCGCCUGGACAACAGGCAGAAAGAGGUGCGAGCGCAAGAGAAGCUCACCUUCGCCGUCGAAACGCGCGACCCAGAGAUCCUGAUGUCGGCCAUCGGCGACGCCAUCGCGUGUGAGCUGGACGUCAAGGACGCCGAGAAGGUGCUGCAGGAGGUCAUCGAGGAGCUGCAGAAGAUCCGCGAGAUACGCAGGAAGCACCAGCAGAGCCGACCCCGAGCCUCCCGCCCAUCGUUGAGCGAGGGGCAGCGGAAGCAGCCCCCUGCCGCCCCCACUGCUGCUUCUACGGCUGCUGCUGGUGGUGGUGGACCUGCGGGACCCACCGCGCCUCCCCCUCUCAGACCCACACAGCCAGCAGGGAGGGGGGACUCGGCUGGCGAAGGUGAGGCUCCAUUCAACUGGCAGAAGCGGCCGACGUCAUACGCCUUCAACCGUGCUGCCACAGCCGAUGGCGGAUGGGUACACAAUGUGCGAGCGUCCACCAACCAGCAGAGGCAGGACAGGCCGAGAGAACAACCUCAAAGGGAGACCAGCAGGCCGCCCCCGUCCAAGCCACAGCAGCAGGCAGCCAAGGCAAAGGGCGGUGGUCGGGGCGGCGGCCAGAAGGAGAGGUGGUUCACCGAGCCAAGGGAAUGGGAACAGGAGGCGCAGCGUCGCUUCAGAACCCCCCCGCCACGACCGCGUGCGCCCCCACCGAUCCACCGUGCCGCAUCGGCCGAGGAAAUCUCCCCCACCCGUCGCUUCUACGACUCGGAGACCACAUCGUCGGACCUCUCAUCGGAUUUGCCCAGCCGCCGGAGGCAGCGCGGCCCUCAGCGCAGCCGCCGCCCACGGGACACGAGCAGCUCCAGCGGUGCCAGCCAUCGGGCGGCGAGGAAGCCCUACCCACAGACCAAGAAACCCAACUACUACACGUCACCGGCCUACCAGAACCAGCAGAGGGGCCAGGGGCUGCCGAAAGGCAGGGGGCCCUCCAUGGCUGGUGGUGGAACAGGUGGUGGUGGAGGUGGGAGGGGGAGGGGGCCGUCGGGAGGAGCGCCUUCUGCGUCAGCGAGGGCUGGGAGUGGCAGUGCUGCCAGGGGGCGGGAGCAUGUGCCUGGCCGAGGGGGCUCGAGGCCGACUCACCCCUCGCAGCCAUCAUCACAGCAGUCACACAGGUGGGUGGGACAAAGCAAGAGGAGAGCGAGUGGGACGUUGACCGGAUGCCUUUGGGGGUACUGUGUAUGCAGGCAGGGAGCCGUUGCGGCGAAGAGGCAGUGGGCCCUGCCUGUUGAGCAUCUGAGAGUGCUGGACCUGCCAACCACGGCAAUACCAUCGCAGGCCCAACUAAAGGUGCUAAGUGGCGUGACACAGAGCACCUGCCCAACACUGCAGCGACGUGCGUACGUCUCGCAGGCUGCGUAUCGUCAGGCGGCGUUGCGGUGGCAUCCCGACCGUCGGCAGAACCACACACAGCAGGACAAGGCCACCGACAUGUUCCAGAAGGUGCGGGAGGCAUUUGACAUGCUCAUGCCCAUGGCCAGCCCCUGAACAGCCAGGCCCACAAAGAGAGAGAGAGGUUCGCCGGUUUUCUUUUCCCGUCUCGCAUGUUGCUGCGAACGAAGUGACUGCCUACCUACCCACACAGAUGGACGCACGAACAACAUUUGCUUGUGAGCCCUUUUUCGGACAGACAGACAGACAGGUAUUUUGCAAAAGUAACGCUGUGUGUCGGUUAGAUCGACUGACUGACCGGCGUGUGGUGCAGAUAAAGGGAGCGAGGGAGGGGAGGAGGCAGGGGGUAUGCAUACCCACAUGUAUGUAUUGGUUUGGCCAACCGGAGGCAGUCCAGUCCAGCCAGUUGCUGUGUGGGAAAGGGUGCAUAGAAACACUGAGGGAUGGUUGAUGGAUGGUAUUUGGAAUGCGACUGGGCUCUUGCUCUCUAUCUACCUAGUCUAUUCUGGUGUCUUCCAGGCCUUGCUGUAUCUAUCUAUCUUAUCUGUCUGGCUGUUCGUGUGGGGCGGUGGCAGGCAGGCAGGCAUCAGGUGUUGGGGCUGGGGUCGGGGCGGACCAUGGCAGCUUUCUGCUCAACUCGUGUGUUGAUUGCUUGAAUCCGAAGAACAUUUCUGACACAUUGGGUCAUCAAUCAAACGGC
Molecule: messenger RNA, 3381 nt
Organism: Vitrella brassicaformis
Lineage: Eukaryota; Vitrellaceae
Source: the annotation of a GenBank genome assembly